AUGCAACCUUUGAUAUCACCAGUAGAUCACGAAACUCGUCGAAGCUCCUUUCAGCGAGCCGAAGAUAGCAGGCCCUCGGAAAAUACUCCCCUCAUCCAUAGAUUUCCAUCUAACCAAACAAGAGAGAGGCACCUCCCUACUAUCAUAAUUGUGGGGUUUCUAUUGGGAAUUCUAUUGUCAGGACUGGUCAUUGGAAUCUAUCUGCUAGUACUUCAAAGCGAUUCAGAGAAUAUAUUGCCGCCAGUAGAGGACACCAUAACACUCUUCGCAGGUAGUCGGACGAAGGAAAGCGAAUCGUUGCGACUUUCCACCGAAGAGGACAUCGUGUUUAUACAACAGACGGAUACGCGCCAGUGCGAUAAUCUAACAGAUUGUGCGGAACUACUCAGAAAUGUGAUGGUUGAUUCCGGCACGCUACCCUACAGCUUCCUCGUGUCACCCAGGGGACUGAUCUUCGAGGCGUUAGGAUGGAAGAGAUCACCGUUAAUACUGGCAUUUAUAGGCAACUUCACGGAUACAACACCCCCUGGUCUACAGGUCGAAGCGGCAAAAAAAUUUAUGACGUCAGCAGUAAAUCAACAUCGUCUAAGCCCCGAGUUCGCAGCAAUCGGCCGAAACAGUACAUACUAUCCCAAAAAACUGUUCGACGCUCUCUCGGCUUUGCCCCAGUGGACGCAGGCUAGCGCGAACUAA
Molecule: messenger RNA, 693 nt
Organism: Leptosia nina
Lineage: Eukaryota; Metazoa; Arthropoda; Insecta; Lepidoptera; Pieridae
Source: the annotation of a GenBank genome assembly